AUGGCAGAGUCGUUGUUUGAUCUGCUGAAGGGCUACCUGCCCGCCAGUGGUGAUCAACAGAGGCAGGAGCCCACACGAGAUCAGGACCGAUAUCUGUCACGAAUACUAUCUCUUCGCCUGUCCGAUCUAUCAACCUCGGAGACGGAGUCGUUACAGCAAGCAUCACACAGCAACAAUGUGUCCAUACAGUCGCUUAGCUCGCGGUCAUAUCGUACCACGACAUCCUCGUUCGAACAUUUGAGAACGCUUGGCACAUCCCUUCAAGACCUCUCGUCUACUACGACAGACAUUCGCAAUGCGGUGCCAGAACUUGACGAGAGUGCUGUCAAGUUCGCCACGUCGUACAGCAAGCUGUCAGACACCAAUGCUGCCCUAGACGCCCGCAAGAAGUCGAUGCUCCUUGCUCGACAGGCCGAGAAGGUCCAAGAGAUCCUGGAACUGCCAAUGCUGCUCAGCGCUGCGAUCGCCAGCGCGAAUAACACUUCCUCUACUGGAGUCAAUUAUUCCCAGGCUCUGGACUUGUUCUCCCACAUCAAGCGUCUGCAGAUCUUAUACCCGGAUUCAGAAAUGGUGAAGAAGGUACUGGUAGACGCGAAGGUGGCGAUGCGCGACAUGACAACAAAUCUGAUCACCUCGUUACGGAACCAGAACAUUCGUCUAGCUGCAGCAAUAAGAACGAUAGGAUGGCUUCGACGUGUUCUCCCAGAGAUCUCAAAACAGGACGUGCAUUCUUCUCAAGCUACCACUGUCCCAAGCUCGCUCAAUCCAAAUGCCGCUGUUCUUCAGCAGGAAGACGACUUCGGCGCUAUCUUUCUAUGUGCCCGCUUGUGCACGUUCUUGACCAUGGCGGAAGCUUUGGCGCCGUUGAGAGAGCUUGCCGACCAGGAGACAGCAAAACGCAAUCAGACUGGACAGAAUGGUCGUCCAGCGGAACCAGUACGUCGGUCAUCACAGCACAGUUAUGCUGUACAGGGCCAGCAAACGGAGAGAUACAUCAAGCGAUACAUCGAGAUCUUCCGCGAACAAGCGUUCUCUACCAUUUCUAUGUUCCGCAACAUCUUCCCACCUCAUGAGAAUCAAGAUGUCGCAGACGACGACCCGUUGCGGCUGCCUUCCGCUCUAGCUACCUUUCCAUCACACUUGGUCGGCCUUCUGAUGGAGACACUGCGCACGUACCUCCCGAAUAUUACGGAUCCGGCCUCACGAGAGAGUCUGUUGAUGCAGGUGUUAUAUGCUGCAAACAGUCUGGGCAGACUAGGUGCUGAUUUUAGCAUGAUGAUCGCGACUCUACCGCCAGGGCCAUCUCCAGACAUAGCAGAAGAUGAGAAAGCGGAACCAGAAUGGGCCCGAAUAAUUCGUAAACACCGCGUACAGUCUGCACGAUUGGAGGCGCUCGCGGCUGGUCAGGAGCAGGCUGCCAAUAAGUCAAAAUUUGCAGAUAUCGCCGUGAGAUGA
This is a messenger RNA of Cyphellophora attinorum, 1455 nucleotides long. RefSeq lists its product as uncharacterized. Gene Ontology annotation, cellular component: COG complex. Bases 1 to 1455 code for a protein of 484 amino acids. Lineage: Eukaryota; Fungi; Ascomycota; Eurotiomycetes; Chaetothyriales; Cyphellophoraceae. The record is from RefSeq and is a predicted model, not a curated record. Gene Ontology annotation, biological process: intra-Golgi vesicle-mediated transport; cytoplasm to vacuole targeting by the Cvt pathway. The transcript has a single exon.